ACUGUAACCGGAUAACAUAACUAAUCCUCUCAGAUCGUCAGCCAGUUCCACGAACGGUCGAAAAAACGAUGUCCGUCUCAGCAAUCUUCGGCGUCCAAAUCGCCGCCACCUCCUCAAUCCCUCCUCUCCGUCAAUCAUCCUACAACGGUGCCACAAGGGUUGCUUCGCCGGAAGUCAAGUAUGGCCGUGAAAUUGGAGACAAUAUAGGGUUAAUGAUAGAAUGCUCAUCGAGGCCACAAAAGAAGGCGACAGCACACCACCGGAAAACAAGGCCGAAGAAGACGGCGGCGUGGGACAGAAACCGUGGGCCUGCGGUUUACCCACCUCUGCCGGACCUUCCCCCGGAGUGGACUCUCGUCACUGACCAGGCCGUUGAAGCUUCUCCGUCAUCAACGUCGUCACCACCUGCUACUGCGUAGGAUUUCUUUCUUGUUACUUUAAAUUUCAAGAAAUUUUAAUGAAUGUCUGGUUGAUACUUUGUUUAGUGCUUUUGAUUAUGUUGCUGUUAUGAAAUGAGACGUAAGUAAGCAAGUGAACUUUUUGCACACAA
Lactuca sativa (garden lettuce) is the source of this 550-nucleotide messenger RNA. RefSeq names its product plastid-specific 50S ribosomal protein 6 (gene PSRP6). The record is from RefSeq and is a predicted model, not a curated record. Gene Ontology annotation, biological process: translation. Lineage: Eukaryota; Viridiplantae; Streptophyta; Magnoliopsida; Asterales; Asteraceae. Gene Ontology annotation, cellular component: chloroplast; ribosome. Gene Ontology annotation, molecular function: rRNA binding; structural constituent of ribosome.